Messenger RNA from Didymosphaeria variabile, 2262 nucleotides. It is a transcript of the gene IML2, whose product is annotated as Mitochondrial outer membrane protein iml2. The record is from RefSeq and is a predicted model, not a curated record. Gene Ontology annotation, cellular component: nucleus; mitochondrial outer membrane; cytosol. The transcript is spliced from 5 exons. NCBI's taxonomy places the organism in Eukaryota, Fungi, Ascomycota, Dothideomycetes, Pleosporales, Didymosphaeriaceae. Bases 1 to 2262 code for a protein of 753 amino acids.
AUGCUGAAAGUCGGCGGAUGGCUGGGCGGUGCGAAGCACAAAAUAACCCAUGGGCAAACCAGGAGCCUAAACGCUCUAGAUGAGCUUACGCAGAUCGAGGAUGCAAUGUCUGCUGUUACUUAUAUCAUGAAUGACGAUGUCGACGCCGCGGAAGCACAUCUCAGCAAAGGGAGCUCGCCCUUCCACCAGCUCGGAAAAGGCGUCGUGACGUUUAUGAGAGCUACUCUAGGCUUCGAGCAGGAGAUCAUACGAGAAGCUUCCGAACAACUGUCCAAUGCCGAAACCACCGCCUACGAGAACCAGCGCCGAGCUCACCGCAACCCCAGCGCUUACCAGUCGCCGAUCUACCCUGCUGGAACCGAAUACGCAGUCUGUCUGGCUGAGGCACAGCUGAUGAGCGCAAUCGUCGGGGUGCUGAACGAGAGUUUGACAGAAGCUAUCAAGAGCUUCUACAAGCUGAGGAAAGCAUAUCUCACUUUGGAGGGUGUUUUGGAUGCGGAGAAGAAGUUCUUAAAGGAGAGGAGUACAAGUAGCUUGGGAUCAACAGGCUCGGCUGGAUCGUCGAGACCUGCUUCUAGGGCUUCAGCAAGGCGUGAAAGUCCACUUGUCUCGCAAUCCCUCGCGCCGGAGAAGAGUACUGCUGAUGCGUCGCGUACAAGCAUGGACAGGGCGAAGGAUAAGGAGAACACGAAACCAGUACCAGCGCCAGCGCCACCUCUAGCCUCGGCGGAGAAGGAAAAGGAGAAAACAAAUCAAGAUGACGAUGAUGCUGAUUUCGAUUUCGUCGAUGCCGACGAAGAACAUGACAAUGUGCCGACUCCAAUGGAAUAUAUGGGUCAUCUCAAUGUGCCGGUCGAAAAGGGACAGACGGUAGAGCUUGACAUUUCUCAGAAAGAGCUAGACCUCAACGCAAGCUCGGCAAGAAACCUGCCCCCUACGGACGAGAAACCGGAUACGUCUGUCCCGGAUGCAGUCGAAGAAUUCGAACAGCUGACGUUAGCGGAAACCGUGAAAGCAAACGAGGACGUUUCGCUCUUUGGAAACCACCCCGUUGAUCUCUUCAUCAUCUCUGGCUCGAACUUCUGUUUCGGUAUUCUUCUCUUAAUGAUUUCGAUGGUUCCACCAGCAUUCUCAACCUUACUGAAAAUCGUCGGAUUCAAAGGCGACCGGGAACGUGGCAUCCAGAUGCUAUGGCAGGCGACCAAGUUCCACAACAUCCACGGUGCCAUGGCUGGGCUCGUACUAUUCAUGUACUACCAAGGCAUCGUAGGCUUCUGCGAUGUCAUACCACAGACAGGAGAGGGCUCGUACCCACGAGCACGGUGUAAGGCACUUCUGACCGAGAUGCGGAAACGAUAUCCUGAGAGUCAUCUCUGGUUAGUGGAAGAGGCACGUAUGCUUGCAACAGAGAAGGAGCUCGAAAAGUCCGUCGAGUUCGCCGCCAAUACCAAGUCAUCUAAGCUUCAACAGCUGGAAGCAUUGGGUUGGUUCGAGCGAGCGCUACAUACCAUGUACAUGCAUGACUACGAAGCUACCUCUGCCGCGUUCCUCAAAUGCAUUGCCCUGAACAAUUGGAGCCACGGACUAUACUACUACAUCUGCGGUGCCUGCCACGUCGAGCUCUACCGCCGCGACAAGACAUCCCAUCCCGAUUCCGCGAAAGUCCAUGCCGCCAAAGCCGUCGAGCACUUCCAGCGCGUAGCCGCCAACACUGGGAAAAAGCGUUUCAUGGCCCGCCAACUCCCCUUCGACGUAUUCGUCAACCGCAAAAUCGCAAAGUGGGAAGAGCGCGCCAAAGAGUGGAAGUGCGAUCUCAUCGACGCCAUCGGCGUCUCGCCCCUCGAGGAGAUCAUUUACUUCUGGAAUGGCUACAAACGCAUGCGGAAUUGCCAUAUCGACACCUCACUAGCGAGUCUUGCCUGGAGCGAAAGCGCAGAGAAUCCGCACUGGGCCAAGGAAUCGCUCGACGAAAAAGCCAUGCUGGCUCUGCUUCGCGCAGCGUGUUUGAGGAGUAAAGGCGAGACGGACGGAGCAAAAGAGACGCUACUGAAGGAGAUCAUUUCGCAUGACAGGGCGCUCUUCAAGGGACAUAAUAAAGAUUCGUGGACCGCGCCGUGCGCGAGGUACGAGAUGGCUGCUAAUAUUUGGCGGGAGGCGGAUAAGGAUGGACGGCCGGAAGAGCAUAGGGAGAUGUUGGAGGAGUGUAAGAAGUAUCUGCUCGAGGUCAGUGGGUGGGAAAGCUACGAUUUGGAUGCUAGGUAA